Molecule: messenger RNA, 7890 nt
Organism: Haliaeetus leucocephalus (bald eagle)
Lineage: Eukaryota; Metazoa; Chordata; Aves; Accipitriformes; Accipitridae
Gene: ASXL1
Product: additional sex combs like transcriptional regulator 1
Exons: 12
Coding region: 1801-6345 (1514 amino acids)
Biological process (GO): positive regulation of transcription by RNA polymerase II; animal organ morphogenesis
Cellular component (GO): PR-DUB complex
Molecular function (GO): DNA binding; peroxisome proliferator activated receptor binding; chromatin binding
Source: RefSeq, a predicted model, not a curated record
GGGGGGGAAAUAAAUCUUUUUUUGGGGUAAGGAAUAGCUAACGUUGUUUAAGUUGUAGCUCCUGAUACAAGGUUGACGUGACACGGGCAGUGUUGGGUUGGAGAGGGAUGGAGGGCCAGUGCUGGAGACUGAGCUUUGGUGGCUGAAGCUGCAACAUCUUCUCUCCCCCCGUUCUUCCAUUAAGCAGUCUGUACACUUAAUAUAGCUGUUGAUUGGAAAUUGUUCCCCUGAGCGUAGAUUCUUUUAUCUUUAUGUAAAUGCUCGUUCAUGCUCCGUUUUAGGCUGUGUAUUUUGCUUGCUGUGUCUGUCACUUGAGAGAGGUUUUAUAAGCUGUGAAGAAUUUCCUUAUUUUUCAGAACAGGCAUGUUCCAUCUUGUGGAUCUUGCACUCAACUCAGGAGUGAUGUGUUUCCCCUUGUCAGCUGUCUGCUCCCUUUGAGUGACAGGGGGUGACAGUUCAUGAGGAAGGCAUGGAAACAUCAUAACCUAUGGAGGUUUUUUGGUUAGUGGAAGAAAAAGUGCGAUGGAGCUGGAAUUAAAAUUGUUUACUCCCUCUGAAUAUGGCUUAUCACUUUCUUUGAUCUUUUCUUUAAAUUCUUUGUGUUUUAUCUCAGGUUACGUACUUCUCAAAUUUCUGUCCCCUACCAGGUUAGCACCACCGGUGCUUGCGAUCUUCAAGCAUCUGAAAAAUACACAUUUGGUGGAUAUGAUUUAAGAAAUUCCUUUUAUCACAAAACAUAGCUGAAGUGCAGAACUACAGUGACGUGGGUUGGGUUUUUUUCUUUAAUUGCGGAGGCCGGAGAUGGUACGGAGAUGCAAAUGGUGUCCUGCAGAACACUUUUUUUUGCAAAUGUCCUGUUCAUGCAACUUUAGAAGGCAGACAGCAGACUCUGUGCCUUGCCACAGUGCUGCAGUGACUCAGUUCUAGAUGUUGCUGAUAUAAAUGGGACAUUUGGGUUCCUCCACUGGCUUCUCACACAAGUCAAACUGAAAGACAGUUUGCUGUUGCUGACUAUUCUAAUGCAUGGUAACAAAUGAAAUCAGAAUUGUGCAUCAUUGUGGCCAUUAUGUUAGGGGAAUUUAGACCACGGUUAUGUUCAAAAAGUUUCCGAGUGAAUACCCCUUGCUGCUUUUCUUGGAUGUUUCAGGCCAUGUUGAGUGCCUAUAUCGCAGUCUUUUUGCUGGAUCGGACCCAGAAGUCUGUUGAGUUCAGCAUCUUUUGCAUUCAGAGAGCAGUGCUGUCCGCUUCAAUGGAAAGCGCAGGAGGCAGCGCAUGUUGGGCAGCUGCAGGGUAAUCUGCUCCCAAAGAAACAUCGUGGUUUACAUCUACUGCGGCUUAUUUUUGUUCAUUGUUUCCUGUUUAUGUGGGUAAUCUUCUUAUCCACAGAAAUGUCCGGUCCUCUUCUUGAAUCCAUGAGUUCUUGCUUCUAGACAUUUUGGAGCAGUAGGUUCCAUGGACUUUAAAAAAAAAAAAGUAAUAGCCUCUUUAGUUCUUUGCAUAUAAGUGGCAAUUCUAUUCUUCAUAUAAUAUAUGAAAGGAGGAGUUGUUAUUUAUUGUAUUGCCUUUUUAAUAUCUGAUUUUACUUGUUUUCUUUCAAAGGCAAGCACUCCAAAUCUUUUUAGUGUCUCUAGCCAUAAUUUUUUUCCACAUCCUUUACUGUUAUUGUUGUCCUUUUCUGAAUUCUGUCCUUCUCUGACAAGAAUUCUGACUCUUACCUGUGGUACCCUUCUUGAGAUGGAGCGAAGAUGAAAUGAAUCCAGUAAUCCAAGGAAGGUGCUGGAAAAUUACUCUGAUGCUCCUAUGACCCCAAAACAGAUUCUGCAGGUCAUAGAGGCGGAAGGACUAAAGGAAAUGAGUGGCACUUCUCCCCUAGCCUGCCUCAAUGCCAUGCUCCAUUCCAAUUCAAGGGGAGGUGAUGGACUCUUUUACAAACUGCCUGGACGCAUCAGCCUUUUCACGCUCAAGAAGGAUGCCUUGCAGUGGUCUCGGAAUCUGUCUGUGCCAGAAGGGGAGGAGCUGGAGGAUACAGCAGAUGCAGAAAGUUGCGAAUCCAAUGAAGCAAGCACUGUGAGUGGUGAUAAUGAUGUGUCUCUUGAUGAAACCUCCUCUAAUGCCUCGUGUUCCACUGAAUCUCAGAGCAAGGGACCCGCUGCUACUAGGGAGAGCUACAGAACUGCCUCCCAGACAUCCAAACAAAAGAAAAAGACUGGUGUAAUGCUGCCACGUGUUGUCUUAACACCACUGAAAGUAAACGGGGCACACAUGGAGUCUGCCUCUGGCUUCACAGGAAGGCAUGCUGAUGGGGAGAGCAGUAGCACAUCCAGCAGCAGCAGCAGCUCUUUGGCCCUGUGCAAAGCCACCUUGCGUAGUAGAACAGAAAUAAACAGGGAUCCUCCGCAGCUUCUGAGAGGCAUCCGAAAGCCCACAGCUGGGCAAAUGAAACGAAACAGGGGUGAGGAUAUUGACUUUGAAACGCCUGGUUCCAUUCUUGUCAAUACAAACCUGCGAGCUCUGAUAAACUCCAGAACCUUUAAUGCGCUCCCAUCGCACUUCCAGCAGCAGCUCCUUUACCUCCUUCCAGAAGUUGAUAGACAGGUUGGGGCUGAUGGGCUGAUGCGUCUCAGUGGCAGUGCUCUGAAUAAUGAAUUCUUCACCCAUGCUGCACAGAGCUGGAGAGAACGACUAGCUGAUGGUGAAUUCACUCAUGAGAUGCAAGUUCGAAUUCGGCAGGAGAUGGAAAAGGAAAAGAGAGUGGAGCAAUGGAAAGAGAAGUUCUUUGAGGACUACUAUGGACAAAAGUUGGGCUUGACCCAAGAAGAAUCCCAGGAGCAGAAUUUGGUGCAAGAAGAUGCUGAGAACAGGACAGGACUGUCUGUUAAAGGAGAAGCAAGACUGCCACGCGGUCCUUCUACACGGCAGAGAGAUGGGCACUUCAGAAAACGCUCCCGGGCUGACCUGCGAUGCAGAGCCAGGAGGAGCCUGUACAAAUUGCGUGAAUCUGAGCAAACGGAGGCUUCCAAAGAGACCGCUUCUGUGGGCCCAGAUUCCUCUCUUCAUAAAGAGACAAAGCCUGAGAAAGACCUGAAGAAAGAUGAUCUGACGAGCCCUUCGGCUGCAGUACUGAAGCCAGAGAGUUCAGAAUUGCACCUCUCUCCAGAGUCUUCCAAAUUACACAGUAAAUCAGAAGAUCUGUCAUUGGCAGCUGCAAACAGAAUUCCCAGUUUGCCCCAGGAGAACUCUGCUCGGGAGUCCAAGGAGCAGAAGAGGAAAUGCUUUGAGGAGGCUGCCUCUGCGUCCUUCCCCGAAAAGAAGCCCCGGCUUGAAGAUCGUCAGUCCUUUCGUAACACAAUUGAAAGUGUUCACCCAGAAAAGCCACAGCCUACUAAAGAGGAGCCAAAAGUCCCACCCAUCCGGAUUCAACUUUCACGUAUUAAACCACCCUGGGUGGUUAAAGGUCAGCCCGCUUACCAGAUAUGCCCCAGGAUCAUCCCCAACACGGAGCCCUCCAGCCGGGGCAGGACUGGGGCCAGAACACUCGCAGACAUUAAAGCCCGUGCUUUGCAAGCCCGAGCCCAGCGAGAAGCUGCUACAGCCGCCAUUGGAGGUGGGGGUGGCCCAGGUGGAGGGAGAAGUACUGAUGAAGGAGGUGGUGGAGGAGAAUCCAGCAGCCAUACAGAGCACCGGAGAUCAAAGAGAGCUCAUGGAAAGCGUUCGUCAGAUCUACAACGAACACAAUUACUGUCGUCUCUCCAUGUGAAUGGAGAAAAGGCUAACUCUGAGGUGGCUGCUCAGGAGGCCAACACAAAUUCCUUCCUCUCUUCAAGACAACACCCCUUUUCUUCAAAGAGUGAGGGAAGUGGUGAUCUGGAACGCGCUGCAGGCCCUAGCUCAGGGGAAGCUCAACCUGGUGAUGGUUCACCUAGAAGGCAGUUCUGUGAUGCUUUGACUGGGUCAUCCUUAGACAAUGCAACUUCUGAGAGGCAGGAGGAGAGCCCUGAGCAGCUCCUCUGCGACCCAAGGACCGAAACCCCGUCUUGUGUUGCAUCACAGGAGAGGCAAAGUACAAAGCUGAAAUGCGCGAUUCCUCCAGUGAACGGUCUGUCUUGUUCUCAGGUGCAGGGAGCUGUGAUCAGUCCUACAGGAAAGAGGGUUGUGUCAGAAUUCAAAGAUGUUAGUGCUCCUGCCGUACAGUUGGAUUAUCAUUCUGACACAAAGGAAAAUUCCUCCAGUUGUCCUGCUCUUCUGCCAGAAUUGUCAUCAGGUGGUAAAGAAUGCCGUGAGCCAGAAAUGGUAUCUAGAUUUAGAUUUAAUGGCUCUGAAACAUUUGUGGAAAAAUGUGUUGCUGAUAGUGAUAACUCCAAAAUGGUGACUACUGGAGUGGAGAAAGCAGUCCCUGCACUGUAUAACUUUGCACACCUGCAGGCAGAUAAAGAGAGUGAUGGCAAACUAAGUAAUGAAGAACAAAAUACAGAGUCUCUGGUGAAACCCUCUUUACGUGAUGACUUUAUUUCUCAGAAUAGGAUAGAUACCUGUGAAAAACUUCUGCAGCUGAGGGAGAGGUGCCCUAGAACAGAACAAGAAGAUGCACAUCAGCCACUGAGAGAGACUCAAGAGUUCAAGACAAAUGGAGAUGAUGAAGUACAGAGUACGCACAGUGAAACAACAGAUACUGCUUCAGAUUUUGAAGCUGAUGCAGCCGAUGAGAAUGUAGAGAUGGAUAUAUGUUUCAGAAGUGGCAGCUGUAGGGAGGUGGCUGGGAAAGACUCCUCCUGUCACAGCAGCACUGAGAGAUGUGAUAGGAUUAGGUCAAAAUCAUCUGUGGAAACAGAUAGUCUGGCCUGUGUUGUGGACUUCCCUGCAGUUGCAGUGAUGAGUGCUGCACCUGCAUCUCAGAGAUGGGAACCACAUGCACCGUUACCCCAGAAAGCCGAGCGGUCGAUGGGUUCUGCUCGGCCGGUAUCCUCUGUUGAAACCAGCAACCCUUUGGUGAUGCAGCUGCUUAAGGGGAACCUUCCAUUGGAAGAAGUUCUCCCAGUAUCUCAUGGCAACAUCAAGCUGGAAAUCACACAGCCGCUGCUGGACAAGCAGUCAGAAAGCCUCUCCCUGCAAAUGGAGAGAGGUAGCAGUUGUUAUUUUGGCAAAGAAUCUUCUCCAGAUGUAGGAAUAAAGACAAGUGCCCCAAGCAGGAGCGAUGACUUCCACUCACUGAGAUCUUCCAUGGAUCCCCCGGAAAAGAAGUGCGGAUCAGGGGCAGCGUUACCUAGAGCAGAGGAUGCGGAGGAUCAAUCUACUUCAGAAAAACAUUCCAAAGUUGGCUCAACUUUAAGUUGCCAAGACCAACUGGCAAAUGUGGCAAGUGCCUCUCAGAAGCCUGAAGAUAUGGGCCCCCGGGAAAGAACAUUUUCUUCCUGUAGCUUUGAGGAGCAAAAGGAGUUGUCCAAGGUCCAUCGGGUGCCACAGCACAACCCACUGACAAGUGUCAUCACAAAUAAGAGUCCAGAGAAGUUGAACGCCUCUAUGGAGCCUCAGUUUUUAUCUCCAACUGUAACUUCUCUUGGUCCAAAUCAGACAGGAGGUACAUCAGUCAAUAAAAAUUAUGUUGGAGUUCAAGGCAAAAAACUCUUUGGUUCUGGUUUUCCUUGCAACCCCAGCGUUAGACUACAUCACUCCAGGGCUUUGGAUCAAGUUUCAGCCAUAGGAACCUUGUCCCCCAGCAAACAGAUUCCUCUGAGCAAGAGCUGUGCAUCAGGAGAAGGAAUGCCAGCUGCAAGGGACGAAUGGACUUCAAAGCAGCACACCGACACCCUGGGAGGAAUAAAAAAUGAGAAUGUGCUGGCGUGUGGCAGCCCAGCCAAGAGUAACACGGAGAACCAGAAGGACGCAGCACAAAACCCCGUGGAGCUGACUGAGCAUUUGCAAAGUGUUCCGCUCGUUAUGGACUUGCCAUUUUUUAAGUUUUCAAGGGAACCAGGAAAAGGACACAAUCACCCUUUGGAGCCUUCUUCCAUACCCUCUCAGCUCAAUAUCAAGCAAGCAUUUUAUGGGAAGCUUUCUAAGCUGCAGCUUAAUUCCACCAGCUUUAAUUAUUCAUCCAGCACUCCAGCUUUUCCCAGAAGCCUUGCUGGAAGCAUGAUGCAGCUAACCCACAAAGCGAACUUUGCUGCAAACCAUAAUACGUCCCUUUCUGUGCAGAUGUUUGCUGGUAGCAGCAGUGUUGACGAGAUAUCGUUCAAGUGCUCGUGCAGCCUUAAAGCCAUGAUCAUGUGUAAAGGCUGCGGGGCGUUUUGUCACGAUGACUGUAUAGGACCCUCUAAGCUUUGUGUAUUGUGCCUUGUGGUGAGAUAAUAAAUUAUGGCCAUGGGACAAAUUGUAUAUUCAGUGUGUGUAUUUUGAUAAUGACUGAUCCUAAAACCUGUACACAAAAUACUAUUCUGUUUAUAGUAGAAAUGCUAUUACACUUUGUUUUGGUGAGGAAAGUUGACUUGCCUUCCCACUAAAAUCUACAGUCCAAAACCCUUUCUUGCUCACGGUUACACUCCAGUCUCGGUGGGCUGCGCCCCACUGGAGCGAUCCUUCUGCUUCGUGCUAUCGUGGAAAUACUGAUUGUGCUCUGGUACACGUGCUGAGGCUAACACCUGAGUGACAGGCAGUUUGCUGUGGCAAUCCGUGGACCCUCCGUCGAGGAAAUCUUUACAUCCAAAGGAACUGGAACAGGGUGUUUUCUAUUUCAGGGCUGUGCUAGGUGAGGCCCUACAGUCUUCCACUCUCCCCUUCUGCCAUCUCCAUUCUUGGUUUGUGUGGGAAGGACCGCUGUACAGUAAGUGUAAGCAAAGAGCUGCUCUGCAGUGACGGUUCUGUACGGUCUUUGGAUGCUACAGCAGAACGUGGUGCCCAGGAAAGCACUCUGCAGGUGGCUGUAGAGCUGUAUACAGCUAACCGUAUACUGGAUGGAGCCAACUCGGAGGAUGCAAGAAGAAGAGGAAAAAAAAAAAAAAAGUGGCAGGUGCCAACCGAACACCUUCUGCUGGUCUGCAGGAAGAUGUGUGGCGCAGGGAACUGUGUGCUUGGCUGAACUCUUGGACCAGCCAAUGUGACUGCCUCUUUUGGCUGACUUGCCACAAACUAGUGUGAAAUGUCGGAGGUUCCUAGAAGCUCGUUUACGUGGCCAGCGAUCUCUGCAUUGCAGCCCUGCAAUGAGGACCUUAACGUGACAACAUCUGACCACUUGCAAGCGUCUAGCUGUGCAUCUGUGUGACGAUCAUCUAACAUUUAAAGCAGUGUUUUUUCCUUUUUUUUAUAUUUUCAUUCUUGGAUGUAUAAAGUGAAUUAUUUGGCUCCUGUAAGUAUCCUCUAUGCAUCUGUUUGAUCAUGUAUUUAUAUGUUGUACACAGUACUGGCCAACUCUGUAAAUGGAUGUAAUGUACAUAGAACAUAAAGGGUUCUUUUUUUUUUUUCCUUGGAUUUUCAGGCUCUACAGCAGUAUUGCAUUAAAGUGGUGUUAGUUAUUAAUCUGCAUCUGUAGUCAGAGCCACUGUAUUCUGUCUUGCCUAAUGUGAGGCUCAACAUGCAACGGUGUCUCUUGGUUCUGACAGCCUCCCUCUCUGCCCGGGUGUCCGUGCUGCAUUGUGCAGGUAGACUGAUGUGCGGACUCAAGGAUGACCUGAUGGGAUUUGCCAAGUCGAGUGUACUUCACUGGUCGCUCCUCUAAGCUAUUGCCAGUUGUUGCUGUAACUGAUCUCCUAGAGCACGGCUGUAGCUGCGUUGCAAGAAGGUGAACAUCCUUGAGAGCAAAACCAUGACUCUCUUCCUUGUUGGAGCAAUUACUUACCAAGAAAUAAUUGCUUCAGUGGGGGGAGAAGUCAGCCGUUUCAUUUAAGCAGCAGUAGCAAG